Messenger RNA from Tripterygium wilfordii, 4222 nucleotides. Its product is annotated as protein CHUP1, chloroplastic-like. The transcript is spliced from 10 exons. The coding region runs from base 1033 to 4014 and encodes 993 amino acids. Lineage: Eukaryota; Viridiplantae; Streptophyta; Magnoliopsida; Celastrales; Celastraceae. The record is from RefSeq and is a predicted model, not a curated record. Gene Ontology annotation, cellular component: chloroplast outer membrane. Gene Ontology annotation, biological process: chloroplast organization.
AACCCAGCCCACAAGUCUCCAAACAAAAUUGAAGGAAAAAAACUGAAUAUAUUGAAGAUUGAAAAGUUUACACCAAGAAAUUCCUCGGCCAAUUAGUGGAUUCCGAAUGUUCCAUCUAUCGAUUUUGUCUGCAUCACAUUCCAGAUAGAUUGUUAGUGGUUUAAGUUUCUUGUUCUGGGGUUUACUCCUGGUAAUAAUCAAAGUUAGUUCCUUUGUGUCUAUAAUCUAUAUAGACUUGUAGGUUAAUCACAUAUCCGAGCUUUUUCAUCUGCCAUCCAGAAACCACUAAAAAGAGUGAUGGGUGAGAGAAUUAUCUCCAGAGAAAAGGCAAAAUGGCUAAUACGUGAAUUGGUUGUCUAUCACGCAAAAGCUUUGGCUUAUCUAUAUUUGCUUGGCUAUUUUUUGCAUAUGUGCCUCAGUCCCAUUAAGUAAAGUGGAUGGGAAUUAAAUUUUAGGCUUACUUUUUAAGCAAACUCAUCUACCUUUUAUUCUUUGUUUUAUGGGGCGGUUGGUCAUCUACCCUUUUGAACUAUAAUGGGCAGUAGCUUACUUAUGGGGUGUUGUCUAUUACUCUCCUUUUAACUCAUGUAGUGGAUAUCAUCCUUAAACGAGACAAAAAGAUGCAAAGUUUUACAAAAGUCCAUUUCAGUUUCUUUCUUUUUGCCUUUGUUUAACUUCAUAAACUUGAGAAUGUAAGAUACAAGAUACAUCCAUAAGUAAAUUGUAGAAUCCUUUUGGGGCGAAACUGGCCAUUAGUUAUUGGUGGUUGUUGUUGCUCUUAGCAUGACAAUUUGUGGUGUAAUUCUUAUUAUCAUGAAUUUGUUUCUUUCAGACCAAAUAUUCCUUGAAAGGAUUUCCUUGCUAAGUUCUGCACAAUUACAGAUUCUGGGUACCUGCCGUUGCAUUUCCAGGACCCAGAUGGACUGAGCGCUCAGUUAUGGGGAGGGUAGAGAUGCAUGGAGUGUUGUUUUGGAGUUGGGCUCUGGCUAUGGAUGAGCAGGAGGCAAAAGAUUUCCAGUCAGCAAUACAUACAUGAUAGUAAGGUUAGGUUUCCUGGUUGCUGCUUCAAUUGCAGCUUUUGCUGUUAAGCAGCGCAGCAUCAAGGUUUCAAGGUCAUCUACAUCUUUAACCGAGCCUGCAGAAAAUGGUGAAGGAAGCUUGCAACAGCAUCAGCUUGAACAGGAAGAUAAAGAGCAGUUCACAUAUUCUGAUAAAUGUCUCAAAGAGAACGAUGGUAUGGAAGAAGAGGAGGAAGAAGAGGUGAAACUGAUCAGUAAUGUAUUCAACUGGGCUCAUGGUGAUGCACUUGAUACUGACGAUGACGAUAUGCUACCUGAAUUUGAAGGUCUUUUAUCUGGAGAAAUUGAAUAUCCCCUACCCAGUGAUAAGUUCAAUAAUUUGGAGAGAGAAAAAGUUUAUGAAACUGAGAUGGCUAACAAUGCAAGUGAACUGGAGAGAUUGCGCAACCUCGUAAAAGAAUUGGAGGAGAGAGAGGUGAAGCUUGAAGGUGAACUGCUCGAGUACUAUGGAUUGAAAGAACAGGAGUCUGACAUUGCUGAGUUGCAGAGGCAGCUCAAGAUCAAGACAGUUGAGAUUGACAUGCUGAAUAUUACCAUAAACUCCUUGCAGGCUGAGAGAAAGAAGCUUCAAGAAGAGAUUUCUCAGGGAGCAUCUGCCAUGAAGGAGCUGGAUUUGGCAAGGAAAAAGAUCAAGGAGCUUCAGAGGCAAAUUCAGCUUGAUGCUAAUCAGACAAAAGGCCAGCUAUUGUUGCUCAAACAACAAGUCUCAAGUCUGCAGGCGAAAGAAGAAGAAACCAUCAAGAAAGAUGCUGAGAUUGAAAAGAAGCUGAAGGCCGUGAAGGAGUUAGAGGUCGAAGUGGUGGAACUUAAAAGGAAAAAUAAAGAGCUUCAACAUGGAAAGAGGGAGUUGACUGUCAAACUGGAUGCUGCUGAAGCUAAAAUAGCAACCCUCUCAAGUAUGUCAGAGAGUGAAAUGGUUGCAAAUGCUAGAGAAGAGGUUAAUAAUUUAAGGCAUGCAAAUGAAGACCUGUUAAAGCAAGUGGAAGGACUUCAAAUGAACAGGUUCAGUGAAGUUGAAGAGCUAGUAUACCUUCGUUGGGUCAACGCAUGCUUGAGGUUUGAACUCCGGAACUACCAAACACCUGCAGGUAAAGUUUCAGCCCGUGAUCUCAACAAAAGUCUAAGCCCCAGAUCCCAAGAGAGGGCUAAACAGCUGAUGGUAGAGUAUGCAGGAUCAGAACGUGGGCAGGGAGACAUGGAUCUUGAAAGCAACUUCUCUCACCCAUCCUCUCCGGGAAGUGAGGAUUUUGACAAUGCUUCUAUUGAUAGUUCAACUAGCAGAUACAGUAGUCUCAGUAAGAAGCCUAGUUUGAUCCAAAAGCUGAAGAAAUGGGGCAGAAGCAAAGAUGAUUCCAGUGCCCUUUCUUCUCCAGCCAGAUCCUUUUCUGGAGCUUCUCCUGGCAGGACAAGCAUGAGCCAUAGACCUAGGGGUCCAUUAGAAGCCUUGAUGCUAAGGAAUACAGGUGAUACCGUAGCCAUCACUACUUUUGGGAUGAUGGAGCAAGAUCCAACUGAUUCUCCUGAAAUGCCAAAUCUUCCGCCUAUUAGGACAGAAGUUUCACCUGGUGAGUCGCUGAAUUCUGUUGCAUCAUCAUUCAAACUGAUGUCUAAAUCAGUUGAAGGUGUUCUUGAAGAAAAAUAUCCUGCAUACAAAGACCGGCAUAAGUUGGCAUUAGAGAGGGAGAAGCAGAUAAAAGGAAAGGCGGACCAAGCAAGAGCAGCAAGGUUUGGUGACAAUUCAAACUUUGAGUCUAGAGCAAAGCCAGACAGAGAGAAACCAAUAACUUUGCCACCAAAACUUGCACAGAUAAAAGAGAAGGCAGUUGUUUCUAGUGAUUCAGGCGACCAAUCUAGUGAUGGGAAGGCUGUUGAUUCUCAAUCGAUAAGCAAGAUGAAACUUGCCUACAUAGAGAAGAGGCCUCCUAGGGUCCCUAGGCCACCUCCAAAGGCAUCUGGAGGUGCUCCUGUAGGCACAAAUGCCAAUCCUUCAAGUGGCGUGCCACGUGCUCCACCCCUACCACCGCCACCACCACCACUUGGUGCUGGGCCACCCCGUCCACCUCCUCCUCCCGGAAGCCUGCUGAAAGGUGCAGGAAGUGGUGAUAAAGUUCACCGCUCUCCUGAACUUGUUGAAUUCUAUCAGUCACUAAUGAAACGUGAGGCAAAGAAGGAUGCACCAUCUUUGACUUCUUCAACAUCAAAUGUUCCAGACAUCAGGAGCAACAUGAUUGGGGAGAUUGAGAACAGAUCAUCAUUCCUCUUAGCCGUGAAAGCUGAUGUGGAAAGUCAAGGUGAUUUUGUCCAGUCAUUGGCUACUGAAGUUCGAUCUGCUUCCUUCACCAAUAUAGAUGAUCUAGUUGCUUUCGUAAGCUGGCUGGAUGAGGAACUUUCUUUCUUGGUCGAUGAAAGGGCAGUUCUAAAGCACUUUGAUUGGCCUGAAGGAAAGGCUGAUGCUUUAAGAGAGGCAGCUUUUGAAUAUCAGGAUUUGAUGCAACUGGAGAAACAAGUUUCCUCGUUUGUUGAUGAUCCCAAUCUCCCAUGUGAAGCUGCUUUGAAAAAGAUGUACAAAUUGCUUGAAAAAGUUGAACAGAGUGUCUAUGCACUUUUACGUACAAGAGAUAUGGCUGUUUCACGAUACCGGGAGUUUGGAAUCCCUGUUGAUUGGUUAUCAGAUUCAGGAGUAGUUGGCAAGAUCAAACUCUCAUCAGUACAAUUGGCAAGGAAGUACAUGAAACGUGUAGCAUCGGAGCUUGAUUCUCUGGAUGGGCAUGAAAAAGAACCCAACAGGGAAUUUUUGGUUUUGCAAGGAGUACGCUUUGCUUUCCGGGUUCACCAGUUCGCUGGAGGCUUUGACGCAGAAAGCAUGAAGGCCUUUGAAGAACUAAGGAGUCGAGUCGGCUCACAAACAGGAGAAGACAAUAAGCAGGAAGCAUGAAUAUUUUUUACACUUGCUGCAGAAUACAAUUGGGUAUUGCACCAGUGCAGUUCAGUUGUUGCUUCUGUGAAAAAUAGAGGAAAGGACUCAAAGGAGCUAUAUACACCUUAAAUUUCUGUACACACUAAAACCAUGCUUUUGUCUCUUUACUACUGGACAACAGUAGAGGACCUCAAAUUAAAUAAAAUACCAGUAAAAGAACGACCAA